GGGUUGUGAGUUUUCUCGACCCAGAAAAAUUUAGAAAUACACAAGGAUUUCAAGAUGUUUCGUUUUUGAUUCAGGUUGAAAAAAGUGAGGAUGAAGAAAAGACUGCGGAACUAUGUUUUCUCGAUGUUGAUACGGUUACAGAAAUUCAAGUUCCUAAUGAUAUUGAAGUUGAAGAAAUUAAUGAAUUAGAUCAGAAAAAGAUUAAAAAACCUUUUCGUAAUUCAAAUAUUUUUUUGAUUAAUCAUCCAAAAAAAUAUAAUAUUUUAUUAAAAAAAAAGAAAAUUUACGCUUUGAUUUCUGAACAAAAGAGAUAUACUAUUCAUAAUUUCAACAAACCUGAUACCCUCAAACAAUACGAAUUAGAAAAACGUAUUAACAAGGCUUUAAAU
Messenger RNA from Dentiscutata heterogama, 389 nucleotides. Lineage: Eukaryota; Fungi; Glomeromycota; Glomeromycetes; Diversisporales; Gigasporaceae. The record is from the annotation of a GenBank genome assembly.